AGUCAUACUGAUAUGUGGAAGAUUACAUAGAGGCAUACGUUAGGUGUAUUUAAUUAGAGAGAAUAUUUACAUUCAUUUGUUUUUUGUUUCCAGAGACAUCAGUAGGUUACUUAAGAAUUUACUAUGUCAUACUCUUCAAAAAUAGAGGAAUUAAUUGAAUUAUUGAGUCAGGAAUCUGGUUUAAACACAGAGUCAAAUCACAAGUACUUGAAAAACUUACAACACGGUUUCCAUAAACUGAAUUAUGCCCAUGAAUACCUGAAAGAUUCACCGACAUUCAACAAGAUACUUGAAGAACAAAAAAUCAGAAAAUCCAACAAGGAUUCUGAUAAAUGGAGGAAAAAAGGAACUGAAUAUAUUCAACUUCAGAAGCACAUGGAUGCUUUUGAAUGUUUGACAAAAAGCAUUGCAUUUGCUGAAAAUGAAAAUUCAUCAGAGGCAUUUGCUGCUAGAGCUAAAUUAUUAUGUGAUACUGGGUAUUUUUCAGCAUGUUUACAGGAUAUAGAUAGAGGCAGUAAGAAACAGUGUUCAAAAACUGUACAGGAAAGUCUAGCAAAUUUGAAAGAGAAAGCAACUAAAUAUGAAAUUCCAGAUCAUCUAGUAGAUUUCGAUCCCCUUCCAGUUAUUACAGAUAGAAACAGCACACGGAGAUCCGCUUCCAGUUAUAUAGAAUUGAGAACAGACGAAACAGUUGGAAGACACAUAAUUGCAGCAAAAGAAAUACCAGCAGGCGAAAUCCUGGUGGUGGAAAAAUCUUUCGUCCACACGAUGUUUCCAGAGAGUAAAUAUCUUCACUGUCACGAAUGUUUAAAGCUUUGCUACAAUUUGAUACCGUGCCCGCAAUGUGCAGAUGCAUUAUAUUGUAGUGAUAAUUGUAAACAGCAAGCAGAAUCCUACCACAAGUAUGAAUGUGAUGUAAGUGAUUUGUAUGGAGAACUUACAAUAAAUUUCAUAAAAAUGGUGGUGAAAGCAUUGGACGACAACAGUUCUACAGGACCUGAGGAGUAUUAUUAUAAGAGCAGGUUUACAGAUAUUGCAACUUUGGUGACGAACGAAGAGAAAAGAAAUGGAAUAAAUUUAUAUUAUCCUAUAAUGAUGGCAACCAUCGGUUUCCACGAUCUGAAAAGAAAGACAACGAUCUUAUCUGAUUUUAAUAUCAGUGAAAAUGAUUUGAAAAAUCUCAUCUACGAAUGCAUCAUGAUAGAUUCAAUAAAUUCCUUUAAUAUAAAGAAAUUUUCACCAGUUGAUGGAAGUGCGAAGAUGAUUGCCUUAGGAAUAUAUGCAUUUUCCUCCUUAUUCAAUCAUUCUUGUACUCCAAAUUGUCAGUAUUUCUUUCACGGAAGGAAUAUUGUCAUUAGGACUACGUCAAAUAUUGAAAAAGGAGAUGAAUGUAAUAUCACUUAUUGUGGGAACUACUCUCCUCAUCCUAUGAAGACUGUAGAAGAAAGACGAAACUAUCUAGAAGACGUGUUCUUCUUCAAAUGCCAUUGCAAAGCUUGCGUUGGAGUUGGGAAUUGAGGCCAUCAUGAAUAACUGAAUAACUAUGGGGACUAGCAAAACUCCCAGAAAAACAAAAAUUGAAAAAAUUAUAAAACUAUUCUUUCAAUUAAACAAACUAAAGAUGG
Phaedon cochleariae (mustard beetle) is the source of this 1625-nucleotide messenger RNA. NCBI's taxonomy places the organism in Eukaryota, Metazoa, Arthropoda, Insecta, Coleoptera, Chrysomelidae. The record is from the annotation of a GenBank genome assembly.